Lathyrus oleraceus (garden pea) is the source of this 930-nucleotide messenger RNA. RefSeq lists its product as uncharacterized. Bases 79 to 678 code for a protein of 199 amino acids. NCBI's taxonomy places the organism in Eukaryota, Viridiplantae, Streptophyta, Magnoliopsida, Fabales, Fabaceae. The record is from RefSeq and is a predicted model, not a curated record. Gene Ontology annotation, molecular function: nucleic acid binding; zinc ion binding; endonuclease activity. The transcript has 4 exons.
AUUUAUAUUGAGGACUAUACACACUAUCAAAAACAUAUUAAGAUAAGAUAUAUCGGGUAAUGAAUUGAGACGCUGCAAAUGAGGGGUCGUUCUUCUUCUGCCGCCACCGCCGCCAGCGCCAGUCGUGAAAGGAGGAGAAGAACAAACUCAACCUCGCCGUUGAAGGAUCGAACCAGAACCACUUCAUCUAGGUUAUCAUCUCCAUCCGAACGAAGUUCUUCUACCUCUGCUGCUACCACUCUACUCGAUGAUGACCUAAACGUUGCUCCCUUUGGUGAAUACUCUCACCCUAAUCCUCGAUCCUUCUCACUCAAUGUUAAACAGAAAUGUUGGGAAAAAGCUGACAAGGUUAAGGGACGGGACCCCGAUCGAUGGCGAAGGGAUCCUCUCGGGAACCUUAUCUUUCGAAAGCUUGUAGGUUGCCCUGGUUGUCUCUGUCAUGACUAUGAUCACAUUGUUCCUUAUUCUAAGGGGGGCCAAAGCACGCUGGAAAAUUGUCAAGUAUUACAGGCAACAGUUAAUCGAUCAAAGGGUAAUCGAACAGAUAUCUCCAGAUCGGAUCUUAUUCAGAAGAGUUCUUAUUGCAGGGUUUCAGAUCGUGAUAUGGAUAUGCUGGAAUUGUCUGCUUUUGGCAAUGUUCGGCGUGGACAAGAUACCGGAGGAUGUAGAAUUCAAUGAAGACAACAAACAUGUAGAAUUCAAUGAAGACGACAAACAUUUUAUACGUAUUAAUUUAUAUUGCUUGGUUCAUUCCCAUAUGGGGUUUGAAUGAUGACAUUUUUUGGAGCACCAUCUCUGCGGCUGCAGAGAAGGUGGUGACAUUGUCAUACCCGAAGUUGAUGUAUUCAAGUGUAGGCAUGUAACUAUGUUUAAUUACUCUCUAAAAAUGUAAGAUCUCUCUCCAGUGUAACAAUUUGAUAAUUUGGAAUC